GCGGAAGCAGAUUUCUGAGACCGGAAGCAAGUGUACUGCAAACAUGGCGUUGACGGUGCUGGCGCUAAGGACCCGGGCUGCAGUUACAGCCCUGCUGAGCCCCCCUCAGGCUGCAGCUCUUGCUGUCAGAUAUGCAUCCAAGAAGACAGGUGGCAGCUCCAAGAACCUCGGUGGAAAGUCACCAGGCAAACGCUUUGGCAUCAAGAAAAUGGAGGGUCACUAUGUUCAUGCUGGCAACAUCCUUGCGACUCAACGCCACUUCCGCUGGCACCCAGGUGCCCAUGUGGGCCUGGGGAAGAACAAGUGCCUGUAUGCCCUGGAGGAGGGAGUAGUCCGCUACACUAAGGAGGUCUACGUGCCCAGUCCCAGCAACUCGGAGGCCGUGGAUCUGGUCACCAGGCUGCCCCAGGGGGCUGUGCUGUACAAGACUUUCGUCCACGUGGUUCCUGCCAAGCCUGAGGGCACCUUCAAACUGGUAGCUAUGCUUUGAGCUCCCGGAGGAGGUCUUUGCACAGAGACUGGAGCCCAGAUGACAAAAGAGAGCCUGGUACCAGAAGUCAUCAAGGGUUGGAGUGGUGACAAGCCCUCCCAAGGCAGAAGUCUGCCCGCGGUGACUGUGGGAAGGCUCUGUGAGGUGACUGGCUGGGAGGCCCUUGGGGAGACCUGAGCCAGGGCCAGAAAUAAAAGUUAGCUGGAGUUUGUGCUGUUGGAGGACAA
This is a messenger RNA of Phacochoerus africanus (Common warthog), 717 nucleotides long. RefSeq names its product mitochondrial ribosomal protein L27 (gene MRPL27). Gene Ontology annotation, cellular component: mitochondrial large ribosomal subunit; ribosome. Bases 44 to 490 code for a protein of 148 amino acids. Gene Ontology annotation, molecular function: structural constituent of ribosome. Lineage: Eukaryota; Metazoa; Chordata; Mammalia; Artiodactyla; Suidae. Gene Ontology annotation, biological process: translation. The transcript is spliced from 4 exons. The record is from RefSeq and is a predicted model, not a curated record.